This is a messenger RNA of Diorhabda carinulata, 6354 nucleotides long. RefSeq names its product protein Smaug homolog 2 (gene smg). Gene Ontology annotation, molecular function: mRNA binding; protein binding; translation repressor activity. Gene Ontology annotation, cellular component: P-body. Lineage: Eukaryota; Metazoa; Arthropoda; Insecta; Coleoptera; Chrysomelidae. The transcript has 7 exons. The record is from RefSeq and is a predicted model, not a curated record. Bases 186 to 1871 code for a protein of 561 amino acids. Gene Ontology annotation, biological process: nuclear-transcribed mRNA poly(A) tail shortening; negative regulation of translation.
CUUCUUCAAUUAAACUCUUAGAAACCAUGUUAUCAAUUUAUUUUUAAUAACAUUUCAAGAUUUCAAUUAGUUUCGUGUUUUUAGUGUUAAUAAGUAGAUAGUAUAAUGACAUACUUAAUUAAAAAAAUUGUAGUUAACAACUAAAAAAAAAGUUGAAAAAAAUAAAGGAAUAACACGAAAAAAAUAUGGAUAAUGGUCACGUACGAGAUUUUUCAGAGUUUUGUGAACAACUCAAUGAAAUUAGAAUUAAAUUUCUCAAAUGGGAUAGUUGUGAAAGAACCGUGGGACUUUACUACCUAAUGGUAGGAUUACCAUUUGCCAAUGCUAGAUUUUUGCAACAUACUUUAGAAAUGUCAAUAAAUGCCGUAAAUACCCCAGCGGCAUAUGUUUUAGAAAAAAAUGCCAAUGACACAAUUCAUGUAUCAAGUUUUUUACUUGAACCACCACAGGUAGCAAUAUCGUUGUUGCUGACUCAUUUACCUUUACUAAAACCCGACAACAAAAAAACUGCAGACUGUUAUUUACGAAUAAUAAAACAAGUAUUCACGGAAUUUAUAACGCCACCUGUUAAAAUAUACAAUGAAUGUGUAGAAAUCAUGUCUUAUUUGUACAUACAUCCCGCAUUUACCAACGACGACAAAAGUUCAUUCAAAGACUUGCUAAAACAGGUUGUUUUGAAAUUGAAACCUCAGCCUUUUGUUCAUUCUUCUGCGACAGAAUCAAGUGAUGAAUCCGUCAGUCCUAAUCCAGAUUCCCAACAAAAUUUAAAACAGAGAAGAUCUAAUAGUUUAACUCAAGCGCCUGAUAAUAUUAUACGUGAUCAAGACAAUUGGUAUUCCAGAGAGAAUCUCAGUGAACCUACCUGCAAACCUAGGAGUUAUUCAUUAUCUAGUGAUAAAUCUUUAUUAGCAGGAUUAUGUAAUUUACAAUCUAGUCGAUCUGAAACAAGAUUACAAGAUCUAAAAUUACAAAAUAAUUCACCAGCAAUGAAAAGCAUCAUAUGUUGGUUGAAAUCCUUGAGGUUACAUAAGUACAGUUGGGUUUUUAACAACCUCACCUACAAUCAGAUGGUAAACCUCACGGAGGAAACUCUACAAAGCAUAGGAAUCACCAAAGGUGCUAGACACAAGAUCCUCCUUAGCGUAAAUAAAUUAAAAGAAAGAGGAACAAUGUUAACGGAAUUGGAAACAGAGGUUAUGAAUGGGGGAGAUUUGAACGUGGCUUUAAAAAAAUUGAAAGGUGUAUUGCAGAGUCCGUUACAGAUAUCUCCGGGAGAGGAUCUACCAACGCAGUUUGUUAAAGUAAUGGGAAAAGUUUGUACUCAAAUGUUGAUGUUACGACAACCUCCGGAUGAUUAUCUUCUAGCUUUCCAUUCUAUGUGCGAGAAAGCAGAUACAAUGGACUCUUUCACAGAUGAACAGAAGAAAAAAUUGAAUAUGUGGAAGUGUCAGUUGAUCAAAGAUGACCUGGUGCUUCCAGUACACAGUGGGAAACCGAAAAAACACUCCAAUAGGUCUCACCGUUUGGAUCCGCAUAGGAUCAAAAAACUGUGUUGUUCCAUGCAACCCAAUAGUUACACUAAGAAAAGUUCAUCGUUUCCUAAUAUGCAGAACAAUCAAUCGUGGAAUACACACAGACAUUCAGUGGGUAGCUUAACGUUACAGAAUCAAUUGUACACUUCGCAGGCUAGCCAAAAAUUGGUGAAUAGAAAUCCUCAUUUCGCGAAUAAUUCCAAUAAUUGUAUGGAAACAUCAGAAUCUAGUCAGAAACAAAUCAACUUGCCUAAAUUGAAAACGCCUGAUAGUAAGGAAAUCGAAAGUAGUUUGGAAUCGUUGUGUAUACAAAUGAUGGAACACGCUUUGGGACCUUAAUAACAGUUUUAUUUAGGAAAUGUAGUGUGUAGUUUUUAAAGUUUACCUUGUUGGUAUUUCGGAAAGUUGGUUCAAAGAUUUCGAAUUAUUGGUAGGGUGAGUGGGGUUGAACCUGUUAACGGUUUAUAUUUUGAUACAGAUUAUUUGAUCAAAAGAAAGGCAUGUGGAAUUGUUUUAGGUUAUUUUGAGUUGAGUUUUCCUAAAUUUCAGGGUAUUUUUGCAUUCUUUUGUCUAAAUUCAUCGUCUUUAAGCCUUUUAAGAUUAUUUUCUAACUAAACAGGACUGAUAAAACAUAUUUACUUUCUCAUUAUUUAGUUUUUAUUUGUUUUUUUUUUCAAAUUUCAGUGUAUAUUACCAUUUUUAGCUAAAAAUUGAUAUUUACAAAUUAUGAAGAACCAUUUUUUGAUCAAAUAAUAAAGAUGAAACUAUUUAGAUGUCUAUUAAUCAUUUUCAUAACUAUUAAUGGGUUCAAUUACUUUUUUCUAUUUAUUUUUCAAAUGUAAAACUUUUUACAUGUAAUUAGGAACUUUCAAAAAUGUUUUUGGUAAUUAGAGUUUGGUUUUUUCAAAUGUCAGUGUAUUUUGGGAAUUUUUUGUUAAAAUUUAUCCUUUUCAAGUCCUACGGGAUCAUUUUCUAACUAAACAGAAGUAAUGAAACUUCUUUCUAUGCCCAAUAGUAACUUGAUAAACAUGUGAAAUUGUUUUAAGUAGUUUUGAGUUGGUUUUUUUCCAAAUUUCAAAGUAACAAAUCAUUUUUAGCUAAAAUUUGAUAUUUACAAGCCUAAUGAGCCAUUUUUUUGAUCGAAUAAAAAAGAUGAAUCGAUUCGGAUGUCCCUUAAACAUUCCCAUAACAUACAGACAUGUUGUUAAAGGAGAGAUGAACCUAUUUACAUGAUAAUUAGUAACUUUCAAAAAUGUUUUUGGUAAUUUCAGUUGGGUUUUUUCAUGUUUCAGUGUAUUUUUGGAAUUUCUUCUCAAAAUUUAUUAUUUCCAAGUUAUUUGGGAUCAUUUUUCAAACCCAUAGAAGCAAUGAAACAUAUUUACAUCACCAUUAAUCAUUUUCUAAUUGUAUGGACUUAUUCUUGAUAGUUUCAAUUGGAUUUUUCCAAAUUUCAGUGUACACUUACUUUUUUCUGGAUAAAACUUGAUAUAAAUUGAGAUAUGAAGGGAUUUUUUUAGCUAUGAGCAGAGAUAAAACUAUUUCCAUGCCCAAUAACAUCUGAACUUGUUUUAAAUGGUUUUGAAUUGGGUUAUCUCAAAAUUUAGUUCAUAUUUGCAUUUUUUAGUUAAAAUUUAUCCUUUUCAAAUUAUUCGGGAUCAUUUUCUGACCAAACUGAAGCGAUGAAACAUUUUCACAUGCCCAUUGAUCAUUCUCUUAAUAUAAAAACAUAUUUUUAUUUGGUCGAGUUGAAUUUUUUGGUUAAUCUUUCAAAUUCCAUUGUAUAUUUGAAGUUUUUUGUCAAAAUUCAAUUUUUUGAUGUCUUUUUAAAUGAUUUUCUAACCAAAAAGAAGCGAAGAAACAUAUUCACUGCUCAUUAAUUAUUUUCUUAGCAUACAAAUAUAAUUUUAAUGGGUGGAGAGUCAUUUUUUUCAAUUCUUUUUCAACUUUGGACCAUUAACAUGCUUAUUUGUUACUUUUUAGUGUUUUUCUAUCAAAAUUUAUCAUUUCCAAGUCAUUCAUACCGAUGAAACAUUUUCGCAUGCCAUUUAAUCAUUUUCUUAAUAUAAAAAUUUAUUGUUAUUGGGUUUAGUUAAGUUUUUUUAAUUAAUUUUCCAAAGAUUUUUAACACAUAUAGAUAGUAUUGAACCUAAAUCUGUUUUAAAACAAAAAUUAAUUUCAAAUAUUUCUACCAGGUAAAUUAAAAUUAUCAAUCAACACGUUGACUGCCAAGGCAAUUUUGACAAUUUUAUUUAUUCGCAUUAAAUGAUUGAAAAUACCAAUUUAAACACAAAGUUAUCAUUGAAAGGUAUAGAAAAGAUUUAUUUUACAUAAAAAACCCUCGGGGGGGAAAUUAUGAGUUAUUUCUUAGUUGUGGGGUUAGCGUGUUGAAAUUUGACCAACUUUUGGAAAUACCAAUGGGGUUCGACAGCACCGUGGCCUAUUAAUUCGACAAUUUGUGUGCUGUAAGCGCAAUACCUGUAUUUUUAACUGCUGGCGGAGUCCUUCAAAUAUCCUGUUUUGAUUUUGUGCUUAUUUUAUUUUUAUCUUUUUAUUAUUGUUAUUGAGUGUAUACAACUUUUGUGUUAUAAGAUAUAUUUGACGAUUGUUUUUAUUUGUUGAAGACUGCUGGUAGACCAAAUUUGAAAAUUUAAAAAAAAACAAUGUACUAAACUUAUUUAGUAUGAUUUUUUAAUAUGUUAUUCAAUAUUUUUUUAUGGGUUUUAUGAAUAAUAAUGAAACGAACAAUGUCUGAAGGGAAUUUUCUUUAAAUACGGUUUUGUUCAAAAUUUUUGAUCUAUUUUGGAAGGAUAUCGAUAAAGGAAGAAUUUUCUUUGUACUGAGGCUACGGAACUUACAACUUAUCUUACAUAAACUUUGUUUUGGUGGUUUUAGUUGAGUUUUUACAUGAUGUUUUCAAUAUUUUAAUUCAUAUUGGCAAAAUUUAACGUUUGUAGGUCAUUUAAACUUUUUUUUGAUAAAUAGAAGAGAUUCAGAUGAUUUUUUUCAUUUUUUUUCUCAAGUUUCAAUGUAUAUUUUUACUGUUUAUUCAAAAUUAAACUUUCAAUUCAUUUUUUGACCUAACCUAACAUAUUUUAUACCAUGAAUCAUGUCCUAAAGAUGAAAUCUUGUUUUUUCUUCGAUUUGGUUGACUUGUUCAUUUUUUUUCUCUCUCAAUUUUCAGUGUAUGUUUCUACUUUUUUCCCAAAAUUAAAUAAUUUCAAUUCAUUUAGGACCAUUUUGUAACCAAACAAAAUAUGAAACAUAUUUUCAUGUCUCUUAAUCAAUUUCUAAACAUACAAACUAGUUUUUUUUAGUUCACUAAUUAUUUUCUUCAAAAUUAUGUUUUUCAAAAACAUUUUUGUCAUUUUCUAAAACUAUUGGUUAGUUGAACUUGAGUUUUUUAUCAAGUUUUCAUAAAUUUUCACUUAUUUUUCCAAAACUCUUGAGGUAUUUACACUCCAACAACAAAUAAAACAAAUUUUCUUUCCUGUUACUCAUUUCGUACAAUUGUAAAUUGUAUGUAUCAAUUCGACUCUUAUUCUUUCAUAAUUUUCCAAAAUUUCAAUCUACAUUUGUACUCUUCAUCCAAAAUUAACUUAUUUAGGAUCAUUUUUUGACCUAACAACAUAUUUUAUACCGUUAGCCAUGUCCUAAAGCUGUAUAUUAAUUUUUUUGUCAACUUUUUUUUUUAUAAAUUUCUGAUAUUUCUAACAUUCCUUAUUUAGGACAGUAUUUAGUAGAAUUUGAGCUAAUACGGAACCAAUUUAUAACAAACAAUAAAUUUAUUGAAAAAUCUUGUACAAGAAACCAUUUUGUUCAAGAAAAAAAUACAUAAUCAUUUAGAUAUCAACAAAUUUCUUUAAUAUUAAAUACAUUUAGACAUUGUUCGUUCCAUUAUUCAAUUUUUAUCGAUACUGGGUUUAUUUUAUAUAUAGAAAUAUUUUUUUAUAAUAAUAAUCAACGAAACAUGUCAAAAAAAAGAAAAAUCGAAUAGUACCUAACCUAACAUUAUUUAAUUUUAAUUCAAUACUAAUAGAAGCACUUGAUUUCAGUUGGACAUUUUUGGGUAAUAAAUUUUGAAAUUGCCAUCAAAAGUUUAAAUAUUAUGCUUAGUUGACUCAAAUUUUCAAUUAUAAUUUUGUAUAUAACAAAUUUCUUCCAAAGUAAAACAAUUAAUACAAAAAUCACUUGUUUUGCAACAAAAAUUUAUAACACCCACUAUAUAUUCAUACAUAAUUAAAUAAAUUACAAAAUUUAAUUAUAAUAUCAACAAUUUAUUCACAUUUUCAUCUAAAAUUUUUGAAAAUUUGAAAAUUUUUGAAAAAUCAUCAACAUUUUAUUCUACAAAUUCCAAUAUUUCAAGUCUAAAUUUUCUAUUUAUACCAAAUAUUUGUAAUUCUUAACAUAUUAUCCAAAAAUUACAUUCUACUCUGAAUAUCCCGAUAGGUAUCAUAAUAUCUACCAACUUCCAAUAAAAUAUUUUUAUAUAUCUUGUGAUGUGCAUCAUUAUUAUGACGAAAUUUACAAAAAAAAUCCCAAAUUAAACUACAGUAACACCAAAACUCGUGAUUUAAUCCGGCUCGAAGGACCAGAAUGUGUAAAUAUUGUGGUGAAACGAGUAAACGAAUUGUUCUAGUCAUGAAAUAAAUUUCAGUGGUACUAAAUUUACAGAUUUUCCUUUUUGACAUGCUAAAAUGAAUAAAUCCUUGUGGUUCGUGCAUGUAAUGUGAUUGUAAGUGUGAUAAAUGAUUGACAUUUUUAUUUGACACAGAUGAAGAAGACUGAUUUCUAUCUAAAUAGAUUUGACCUAACUAUGAAUAAA